UUUUUCAAAGUAACUGCAACAGUCAAUAGUCAAUUGUUAAGAUGUCAUUCGAUAUACCUUUGGCAGAUCAAAUGCGGAUUGCCGUUAAUUACGUCAAGUUCAAAACAAAACAGACACGCUUACGUUCUGAUGAAAAAGUUAUUGCCCAAACCACAUUUGGCAAAGUGAAAGGCGUCAAAUGGCGCUCCAUCUAUGGUGGCAGUGAAUACAUCAGCUUCGAGGGUAUUCCAUUUGCCAAGCCGCCCGUGGGAGAGUUACGUUUCAAGGCACCUGUCGAACCGGAACCCUGGUCGGGUGUUAAACGUUGCACUCACGUGCGUUCCAAACCGUGCCAAUACAACAUCAUCAUUAAGCAAUGUCAAGGUCAAGAAGAUUGUUUGUAUUUGAAUGUGUACACAAAACAGUUAAAUCCAACAAAACCGAUGCCAGUAAUGGUUUGGAUAUAUGGCGGUGGCUUUCAAAUGGGUGAAGCAUCCAGAGAUCUCUACAGUCCGGACUAUCUAAUGAUGGAGAAUGUUGUACUGGUCACGAUUGCUUAUCGUUUGGGACCAUUGGGUUUCCUUUGUUUAAAUGAUGAAAACUGCGAUGUACCUGGCAAUGCUGGUCUUAAAGAUCAAAUCCUGGCCCUUAAAUGGGUUAAGAAUAAUUGCCAAUUUUUUGGUGGCGAUCCUAAUAAUAUCACCAUUUUCGGCGAAAGUGCUGGUGGUGCAUCAGCUCAUUAUCUAAUGUUGACUGAACAGACCAAAGGACUAUUUCACAAGGCUGUGGUAAUGUCAGGCAGUGCCAUGUCACCAUGGGCAAACAUACCCCAUUUGGAUUGGGCAUACCGCCUGGCCAAAGCUACCGGUUACAAGGGUGAAAAUAAUGACAAAGCUGUACUGGCCCAUUUGCAACAUGUAAAGCCAAGGACAAUGCUGAAGGUCUGCGAUCGAUUACUGACCAUGGAGGAGCGUUUACACAGACGUUUGAAUUUCGGUUUUGGUCCCUGUGUGGAGCCAUACAAAACCGAACACACAGUUAUACCCAUGGAGCCAUUGGAAAUGUUAAGGAAUAAUUGGGGCAAUAGCAUUCCCUUGCUGAUUGGCGGUAAUUCAUUUGAGGGAUUGUUAAUGUUUCCCGAAGCCAGAAAGUAUCCGGAAUUACUAAACAAUUUAGGCGAUGGUGAGUGUCUGCCACCGCUCGAUGCCAAUUUAAGUCCGGAGAAACGUUUGGAAUAUGGUCGCAUGCUAAAGCAGUUGUAUUUUGGUGAUAAGGAACCAUCGUGGGAUACCAUUUUGCAGUACAGUGAUCUCUUCUCCUAUAAAUAUUUCUGGCACGGCAUACAUCGUACCCUGCUGGCACGUCGACAAUAUGCCACGGCUCCCACCUAUCUGUAUCGUUUCGAUUUCGACUCGAAACAUUUCAAUUUCAUGCGCAUCAUCACGUGUGGCCGUAAAGUACGUGGCACCUGCCAUGCUGAUGAUUUAUCGUAUCUCUUCUACAAUGCGGGCGCCAAAAAACUCAAAUGUCGCACCGCCGAAUACACCACCAUACGACGAAUGGUGGCAAUAUUGGCGAAAUUUGCCGAAUGCGGUGACCCCAAUAUACCGCUGACGGAAACGGCCAUCAACUGGACCACACUAAACGAUGACGUGGCCAGUGACAGUGGUAGUGCCAGUCCCACAAACGGUGUAUCCAGCGAGAGUGACAGCAGCCAGCGACAUGAGCCACAUCCCAGUGAUGUCGUCAACACAAAGACCAUUGACGAGAAUGAGGGUACACGGUGUGUCAAUAAUGAGGACAGUACAAAUGUUCUUGAGAUCCAAAGGUCUGAACAGCAUCAGCAGCAGCAACACACGGGCCUGGCACACACACAUCUAACCCACUGGCCAACCAUAACAGAGUCGUGUAACGCCAAUGAUGGUGACAACAACAUAACAUUCAAAUGUUUGAAUAUUUCCGAUGAGCUGGAAGUGAUUGAUUUGCCUGAAGGUGAAAAAUUGAAAAUCUGGGAUAGCAUGUAUGAGGAUAAGUCUCUAUUGUAUUAGACCACAUAUAGAGAGAG
Messenger RNA from Musca vetustissima, 2044 nucleotides. Its product is annotated as esterase B1-like. The transcript is spliced from 5 exons. The coding region runs from base 42 to 2027 and encodes 661 amino acids. NCBI's taxonomy places the organism in Eukaryota, Metazoa, Arthropoda, Insecta, Diptera, Muscidae. The record is from RefSeq and is a predicted model, not a curated record.